AUGGAGAUUCUGCACUUCUACUUUAAAUUAAUUCCAAUCUUGCUUGUCUUCUUUAUUCUCUUUCUUCUUGUUAGAAAAUGGAAAGAAAUGAACCAAAGAUUAUUGCCACCAGGUCCAUGGAAAUUGCCUCUUAUUGGAAGCUUGCAUCACCUUAUUGGAGCACUUCCACAUCAUGUUCUUAGAAAUUUAUCCAAAAAAUAUGGACCUCUAAUGCACCUGAAGUUAGGGGAAAUUGAUGCAGUUAUUGUAUCAUCUCCACAUUUGGCAAAGCAAGUACUAAAAGUUCAUGACCUUUCUUUUGCAGCAAGGCCAAAGCUUGUGGCGUCUGAUAUAGUCUUUUAUCGUCAAAACGACAUUGCAUUUGCAGAAUAUGGUGAUUACUGGAAACAGAUGCGAAAAAUAUGCACUUCAGAGCUACUCAGUUCAAAGAUAGUCAAGUCGUUUAGUUUAAUUCGACAAGAUGAGGUUCAUAAUCUUGUUGCAUCAAUUUGUUCCAUGCCAAAUGUUGUGGUUAAUAUGUCUGAAAAGGUUCUUCAACUUACCAGCUCUGUUAUAUGUAGAUCAGCUUUCGGAAAAGUAUGGGAUGAUAGAGAUAAUUUGUUAAUGAUCAUGAGGGAAUUACUAGCCUUAUUAGCCGGGUUUGAUGUGGUAGAUCUCUUUCCUUCAUGGAAAUUACUUCACAAAAUCAGUGGAAAGAGAAACAGACUGAUGAAUAUGCAUUAUAAGCUUGAUGUAAUAUUGGAGAAUAUUAUUAAUGAUCAUAAACAGAGUAAAGCAAAUGGGGGAAAAGGCAAUAACGAGUUCGAGGGUGAAAAUCUGAUUGAUGUUUUACUCAGAGUUAUGGAGAAUGAUGAACUUCAAUUUCCUAUGACAAAUGAUAACAUCAAAGCAGUCAUUCUUGACAUUUUCUUCAGGGGGACUGAGACUUCAGCAACAACAAUACAAUGGACAUUGUCUGAACUGAUGAAAAACCCAAAUGUCAUGGCUAAAGUACAAGAGGAAGUGAGAAAAACUUUCGACAGAAAGAAGGUUUAUGAUGAUAAUAUUCUCAAAGAGUUGAAGUAUCUAAAGUUAGUGAUUAAAGAAACGCUACGUUUACACCCUCCAGGUCCUCUUCUACCCCCUAGAGAAUGCAGGGAGGAAACAACAAUUGAAGGAUACACUAUUUCUCUUAAAACUAAAUUGAUUGUUAAUUGUUGGGCUAUGGGAAGAGAUCCUGAAAGUUGGGACGACCCUGAAAAUUUUAUGCCAGAGAGAUUUGAAAACAGUUGUGUGGAUUUUAAGGGAAAUCACUAUCAAUUUAUUCCGUUUGGUGCAGGAAGCAGGAUGUGUCCAGGAAUGCAUUUUGGUUUAGCUAAUGUUGUGUAUCCGCUAGCACAGUUGCUUUAUCACUUCGAUUGGCAACUUCCUUAUGGACAACAACCGGAGGAUCUGGAUAUGACUGAAACACUUGGAUUAUCUGCAACUAGGAAACAUGAUCUUCGCUUGAUUGCCAUUCCACAUGAUUUGUCACAAUAUUGACACAAAAUGUCAUUAUCAUAGUGUUUUAUGA
Molecule: messenger RNA, 1552 nt
Organism: Solanum tuberosum (potato)
Lineage: Eukaryota; Viridiplantae; Streptophyta; Magnoliopsida; Solanales; Solanaceae
Product: premnaspirodiene oxygenase-like
Exons: 2
Coding region: 1-1521 (506 amino acids)
Molecular function (GO): heme binding; monooxygenase activity; oxidoreductase activity, acting on paired donors, with incorporation or reduction of molecular oxygen
Source: RefSeq, a predicted model, not a curated record